CAUGUGUACACUGUCCACACACGAGUUACGACCACAGUUCUCCGAAUCCCACCGUUCCGUUCGCGACUCCUAGUGUCGAGUUCCAGGACUGUCCAAAGCUUGAGCCGUCCACUCGGUCCGUCGUCCGUUGAUGUCGUCCAAUAAUUAUAAUUACCGUGGAGUUGUAGCGUCGUCAAACAUUGCAGUACAGUACUUUUCCAUAUUUCAAAUCUCGUUUUGUCAACCGAAUUUACCCGUCUUCGACACAAAACUAUAACCUACAACGAUAUUCAUAAUAUUAUUGUUAUAACGUCACUACGUCAGACGUUGAACGAUAAUUCCAUUAGUUUCCGUGUAGGUUAGGUUCAUACGUUUUACUUGUAGUCAACGAUAUAGGGACCUACUUUGUUUUUAAGAUGUAUGCAAAUUACAAUCCACAAUUCGACAGGGACGGAAGGAAGAAAAAUUUAAGAGAAGGACUUCCAGCUUAUGCAUAUUCACGUGGAGUUGAGUUACGAAGUGAUAAAAAUCCUUACUUGUGUAUGCAAUCUGAAGUGUAUGAUCCUCGAAGAAAUGUUCUCAACAUAAGCUAUCCUAUAAAUGUUCCUGAAUUUGAGCUACCAAAUGAAGAGCAAAUAUCUUACUACGAGCAAUUAAUGAUGAUGAGCAAUGAAACUAUUGUACUAAGUAAUUUCUUGGAUAAGAAAGAAGCUCUGCUCUGCCCAAAAGUUAUUUACAAGAAACCUGAUUCAUUCCAAGAACAUUCCCUUAAGAACUCAACAGUGAACAAAUGCUCAUCAGAAAUUUUACCAUUUUACAAAAUAUGUUUUGAGAUCAUGAAAGCACCAAUAAACGAUUCAAAAUGGAAACUAUGUUUAAUUACUGAACAUUCAUCUGAGCUACGAUCCGAAAUACAACAAAUUUACUUACAUAUGUGGUUAUAUUACAAACAUUAUAUGGAGAAAGUUGAUUUAGGUGUGUUAGAUACCUGUAAUCGAAUCAUGGGAUUUGGACAAUCUGUGACAGAAACAGAACGAAUUUAUCUUACAAUUCGAGAUGACUAUUUAAUGGCAAUGCAAAUAUUGGUUUUAUUGAAAUGCAUACUAUCCAAUCAAAAUAUAUCUGUUUUUAAAGAUAUCAUGGAGACGUUAGAAUCAUGGAAAAUCCUAUUACAAAAGAUGAGUACUAAUCCAAAGAUGUAUGACUUGUCACCAUGUAAUACUACUUUGGAGAUGACAGAAUUGUUAGAGCUACUAACUAGAAGCUAUUUCAAAACAAGACAUUAUUUAGAAGCUUGUUUUAUUUUAAUGGUUAAUAAAGAAGAUACCAUUAAAGAGCAGCAGGUCAAAGACGAUUUGUUGUGCAAAUUUUGGUAUCUGAUGGUUGACACUCCAGAACAUUAAUAUUCAUUUUAAAACUUUUUGCCGAUUUUAUAAGUGUUGUUAAAAUUGUAACUCCUGAUUUUAUGUCCUAACAGUAACUUAUUUAUUUUUUCUGUACCAAUUUAAUGAUUUUUUAUUUGUUUUAUUCAAAGUGAUGUUAUAAGUAUAUAUUUAUGUAUUUUUAAUUUACAAAUAGCAUAUAUUUAAUAAAGCCAAGAUAGUAUUGGGUUACAAGUAGUAUACCAAGAUUGAGCUGGUAUUAUGCUAUUGCUAUGGUUUCAAUACAAAUGUGUAAAAUGCUAAAUAAAAUAAAACCCAGUGAAAUUUUAA
Metopolophium dirhodum (rose-grain aphid) is the source of this 1691-nucleotide messenger RNA. RefSeq lists its product as uncharacterized. The transcript has 8 exons. The coding region runs from base 396 to 1382 and encodes 328 amino acids. Lineage: Eukaryota; Metazoa; Arthropoda; Insecta; Hemiptera; Aphididae. The record is from RefSeq and is a predicted model, not a curated record.